AUGAGUUAUCCUGCUUUGAACCAAGACAUGAUUUUAGAGAUUUUCUCUUACUGUCCAGCUUCAACAAUUGCAAAAUUCAGAUUCCUAAACAAAGAUUACUACAAACGAAUGUCUGAAUCUUCGUUCGUAAACCUUAAUCUCCUUAGAACCAAUUCUAUCUUUGGAGUUUUUCUCCAAUACCAAUCAUAUCCUUCAAAUUUUAAUUCAAGUUUUGUCCUUGCCGGAGAUGGAGAAGUCUCGCUUGACUUUCUUCCGAUGGAGAAAGUAAAGAUCGAAGCUUGUGAUCCAAGUCAAGGGAUUUUGCUCUGUGUUGUUUCUGUAUGUUAUGGAAAAAAAUUGUACCUCGUUUGUAAACCAACCACAAGGCAGUACCGUACUAUACCAACCCCGGAAACCGGAUAUUGGACCGAUCUACAUUUUCGAGCUAUUUUAUCCGGUUUGAUCGUGAUUCGGACAAACCCUUUAAGGUAUAAGAUUGUCAAGCUAUCUACUAAAUUCAAGAUAUCAUCCUCAGAGAAAGAUCAUGGCUACACACUCAUAUGCGAGGUCUUUGAUUCUGAUUCGUUUGCAUGGAAACGAUUAGACGAUGUGAAACUACCAAAAGGCGAAUUUCUAACGAUUUCAAGCGUACCGGUAUCAAAUAAUCGGUUUUUGCAUUGGUUAACGACGUCGAAAAAAAAUGUGUUCCGGUUUGGUAUGGAAACCGAAAGAUGGUCUCUCCUCUCACUUCCAAACGAUGUAGAUAGCUCUGAUCGUAUAAUUUUAGCAAAUCACGAGGGUAAGCUAGGCAUAAUAGUUUGGGAGCGUAAAAAUGGAGAAUAUUUUACAGGGACUUGGGUUUUGGAUGGUCAUUUUGGCAAGUCGUGGGUGAAUGUGAAAGAAGAGAAAAGUAUAGUGGAAAAAGGUAAUUUAGUUAAAACUUUGUGGUUUCCUCGAAGCAACGACGUCGUAAUGAUUGGUGGUUUUGAUUGGAUCGGUCUUUACGACGUGAAGACUAAUCGUAUGAAAUCUGAGCGUUUCAAGGUCACUCUUCCUUGUUCGUUUGGUAGUUGUUGUUCCGUUGCUUAUUUCCCUUUUUACUCUGACCACGACAGACUUGAUUUCAACGAAGAUGAUGUUAAACCCUAA
This is a messenger RNA of Arabis nemorensis, 1128 nucleotides long. The record is from the annotation of a GenBank genome assembly. NCBI's taxonomy places the organism in Eukaryota, Viridiplantae, Streptophyta, Magnoliopsida, Brassicales, Brassicaceae.